This is a messenger RNA of Camelina sativa (false flax), 1697 nucleotides long. RefSeq names its product GDSL esterase/lipase At4g10955-like. The record is from RefSeq and is a predicted model, not a curated record. NCBI's taxonomy places the organism in Eukaryota, Viridiplantae, Streptophyta, Magnoliopsida, Brassicales, Brassicaceae.
AUCAUUUAUUCGGUAAUUAAUCACAAAAAUCUUUAAAAACUUAAACUUUUUCUUUUUGCUGUUGUUGUUGUUUCCACUUCAAACGCUUGAAUCCGAUUCGCAUGCCGAUCGAAUUCUAAAAAACCUCCACUUGCAGUUUUAUUCCCAAACAAAAAAAAACCCACUAAGAGAGAGUGCUCUGAUUCUUCUUCUUUAGUUGCGUUGAAGAACCCUAAAAACAGUAAAAAGGUGUUCUUUUUUUGGGGGUUUUGAUGGCGAAUCGUGUAGCGAUGGAAGAAGACGUUACUGAAUCUGUAACGUUGAUGGUGGAUUCAGUUGCUUCUUCGCCGAUGACUCCAAAGACGGUGGUGAUGAAGCAAGAUGAUGAUGAUGAUGCUCAUCAUCCUUACGCGUUUCAUGUUUCCGGACCCAGGAACGUAGCUUCUCCUAACUGGAGAGAUCUCAUCAACUCUAGUUGGAAGGAUCCUAACUACAAGAGGACAGUAAUGGCAUGCUUUAUUCAAGCAGCUUACUUGCUUGAACUCGACAGACAAGAGAAUCGAAACGAGCAAAACGCUCUCGCCCCUAAAUGGUGGAUUCCAUUCAAGUACAAGUUAUCACAUACUCUGAUCGACCAGAGAGAUGGUUCCAUAUUUGGUGCUGUUCUUGAAUGGGACAGAGCAGCUGCAAUGGCAGAUUAUGUUGUCAUCAGACCAAGCGGGGCACCGAAAGCAGUAUUGGCGCUGCGAGGAACGAUACUCAAGAGUCUUACAAUGAGACGUGACAUUGAAGAUGAUCUCCGGUUUUUAGCUUGGGAGAGUCUUAAAGGUUCUGUGAGGUUUAACGUCGCUCUGGAGGCGUUGCAGUCAGUAGCAAAGAGAUAUGGAAGCAGUAAUGUGUGUAUAGUGGGUCAUUCUUUAGGAGCUGGUUUUGCAUUACAAGUUGGUAAAGCCUUGGCUAAAGAAGGGCUAUUUGUGGAUGCUCAUUUGUUCAAUCCACCUUCUAUAUCUCUAGCUAUGAGCUUACGAAAUAUUGGUGAAAAAGCUGGUGUUGCUUGGAAAAGACUCAUGUCAAUGCUUCCUCCUAAAAACGAGCCUCUGAUACCAAAUGGGAACCAAGGACAGGUUUCUCCUGGCAAUGUUUCUUCAGGGUUCAGGAACUGGGUACCGAGUUUCUACGGGCAGAGUCAGAAAUCUACUGUGGAUUUAAGAAAAUGGGUGCCUCAUUUAUAUGUGAAUGAUAGUGACUAUAUCUGCUGCCACUACACUGACCAAGAUGGAGUAACAGAGAAGAGGGAAGUGAACAACAACAAGGAGAACAAUGGUCCUAUUGUAAACUCUAAUUUUCAGGCAGCAGCGAAGCUUUUUGUGAUGUCGAAAGGGAAACAGAAGUUUCACGAGGCGCACGGGCUAGAACAAUGGUGGUCGGAUAAUCUAGAGCUUCAAUCAGCUAUUCACAGCAGCAGGUUGAUCAGUCAGCAACUCAAGUCAUUAUAUAGUAUCAAGUAAACAUCACAAUUCUUUUACCAGUUUUUUUCCAUUCACCGUGAUGGUAACAGAUCCAUCUCCAUUGUUCAAUAAACACAUUUUCCCUAUCUUUAUGUCUAAGAACACUUUGAGGAAAUGUAACAACAUAAAUGUAAGAAAGGUCAUUUGUAACUGAUCUGAAACAUUUUGUAGAGGAAAACGAAAUUGAAGAUAUAACUCCUUUUUGCAGAA